AUGAUGUUUUCUCUGGAGUCACAGAGCAAAUGGCUAAGACCAGGCAAUAGCCCUCCUUCCACGCUUUCUGCCCAGUGGAGCCGGCGUGGAGCUCAGCCCGGGUGUGAGGCACAGCCUUCAUGGACACCUCGGGCUCCUUCUGCAGUGUUGGGAUUAAUGGACAGAGCUGCAUUGAUGCUGAAACUUCACUGCCCCAGCAAGAGAGAGGAGGGCAAGGCUAAUAAUGUGGGGAUUUCCUGCAGCUUCACUCUCCUGGAAGAAUUUUCCCAUCCUCUAUUCCCUGUGCAUGUGUGCAAAGUCACUCAGUCAUGUCUGGCUCUCUGCGACCCUGUGGACUGUAGCCCACCAGGCUCCUCCAUCCAUGGGAUUCUCCAGGCAAGAAUACUGGAGUUACCAUGCCCUCCUCCAGGAAAGCUUCCCAACCCAGGGACCGAACCCACAUCUCUUACGUCUCCUACAUUGGCCAGUGGGUUCUUUACCAUUCGCGCCACCUGA
Rangifer tarandus platyrhynchus (Svalbard reindeer) is the source of this 495-nucleotide messenger RNA. The record is from the annotation of a GenBank genome assembly. Lineage: Eukaryota; Metazoa; Chordata; Mammalia; Artiodactyla; Cervidae.